CUGAACGUCAGGAAUAAGGUGCAGAUAUAUAUUACACUGUAUUUAUUCAUAGUGAAUGAACACAUUCAGCUCAGAUCCAGUUUCCAUUGUUUUUGCCAAUUAAAUAUGUUAACAAAGCCUGUCAAGACACACCCACACACAGCUUCUGUGGAGCCUUGACCAACCUUUCCUAGAUUUCGUACUCAUUUGAAUAAUACCUAGCAUGCAUUGCAAGUGUUUGUUUUCACAUGUGUGCUCUUAUCUGGAGUGAUUUACAGUCGGUGCAUUCAACGAAGAUGAAAGUUUGUGGUGGGCCUCUGCCCUCUUCCCUGUGUGCGUGGGUGGUGCUGCUUAUUUUGGUGGAGUCAGGUGAACCCUACCGGACCCCAUACGACCAGGAACAAGGCCAGAACAGUGACAGGGACAGAGAGAGGACAGACUCCAGGCUAGACACCAUGACAGACACCAGGACAGACACCAGGGACUACCACAGAGAUGCCAGUGAGGUGAGGGGUAAAGAGUGUCAGCGGUGCUGUGACCCUGGAGAGGAGAUCCGUACUCAGUCUUCCAACCCCCAGUACCCACAACACUACCCACAGUACCAGGCGGUGCCACAGAUCAACAUAACCAUCCUCAAAGGUGAGAAGGGGGACAGCGGCCAGCGAGGACCCUACGGUAAAUCCGGCAAGUCCGGCCAGUCCGGCCCCCGUGGGCCCAACGGCAUCAAGGGCACCAAGGGGAGCAUAGGGACCCCGGGUGACCCCUGCAAGUCCCAGUACGCUGCCUUCUCCGUGGGCCGCAAGAAGGCCAUCCACUCCAACGACUAUUACCAGACCUUGGUGUUCGACACUGAGCUCGUCAACCUCUACGGCCACUUCAACAUGUUCACAGGCAAGUUCUACUGCUACGUGCCGGGAAUCUACUACUUCAGCCUGAACGUGCACACGUGGAACCAGAAGGAGACGUACGUGCACGUGAUGCAUAACGAGAGAGAGGUGGUGAUCCUGUAUGCCCAGUCCAGUGACCGGAGCAUCAUGCAGAGCCAGGGGCUGAUGCUAGAGCUGGAGCGAGAGGACCAGGUGUGGGUCCGGCUGUUCAAAGGAGAGAGGGAGAACGCCAUCUUCAGCGAUGACUUUGAUACCUACAUCACCUUCAAUGGACACCUUAUCAAGCCCAAGAGCGAGGGGUAGGGGGAAGGGGUCGGUUGGGGCUGUGUCCAAAAUGGCACCCUAUUAGCUGUAUAGUCCACUACAUAGGGAACAGGAUGCCACUUGGGACGUAUACUGGGGGUGUUGUGGGCUUGUAUGAUGGACCAGUGUGACACGAGAAGGAGACCAAAAUCUGAAGAAGAUUGGUUCCCAGUUCAUAGAAGAAUAUCUUCUUAAUUUUCUUAUUGUGUCUUUUUAUGUGUGUUAUAAUAACUGUAUUUUAAUCCAGAUAUCAAAAUAGAUAUUCACUUACUUUGAGAAGUAAACCAAGCCACUUGUUAAUUUGGCAAAAACAUGUUGCACACACAGCCUGAUGAAGAUUGAUGAUCGUUUGGAGGUUUUGUCAGGAAACAGCCAAACAGAAUCAAUUCAAGAUGGCCACAAUUCAAGAUGGCCACAACAACCCCUAGCACACGGGAAGUAGUGGUGCUGCAGCACCCCCUGAUAAAUAAAACAAUAUAAUAUUAAUAUAAUAAAAUAAAAAAUAGAAUCCCCCCCUCCCCCCAACCAGAUGAGUGCUCUAGGCCUUUAUUACUCCUGUAUGAGAGGAGUAAAAUACUUGUCAACAGAGCGGAGAAAAUGUAUCCUCAGGGUAGGGACGUCCCAAGGAUCCCAGAUAGCACUAACCAUGUUCAAAGUGCCUUGAUUGCGUGAAGCAUUGUCUUGCACCCAUACCAUUCUUACAGUACUGCUCUUUCACUUUGGGCCAGUAAAUCUUAAAAAUUAGACCAUGACUCCCUGCAACACUUAGUGUGCAUCCCAAAUGGCACCAUAUCCCCUAUUUAGCCACAUAAGGUUCUGGUAAAAAAAAUUGUGCACUAAAUACGGAAUACCGGUAUGGUGCUAUUUGGGACUCAGACCCUUUAUGAAUCAUGUAUUUUUAAUGUAUUUUGUGUGAUGCAAAGUAUUAUGAAUCGUAUCAACUUUGCACCCAGAUAAACUAUAUGUUAGGUUAAGAGCACUCCUCAUAGCUUUCAGAUGUAGAGACAGAUAAUAUUUUUGGGAGUUAGACAUAGAUUGCACUUAUAUUACACUGUAAACACAUCCAUUUAAAUGUCAAUAUAUCUUUAUUGUCAAUUUCAACUCAAUAUAUCUUUAUUGUCCCCAGUGUAAAACAGUUGUAGACAUAGAUAUCAUAAAAUAUGUCAUACAAUGACCAAGACUAAAUAAAGCAACAGGACCUAGACUAGAUAAAGCAACAGGACCUAGACUAGAUAAAGCAACAGGACCUAGACUAGAUAAAGCAACAGGACCAAGACUAGAUAAAGCAACAGGACCAAGACUAGAUAAAGCAACAGAAC
Molecule: messenger RNA, 2488 nt
Organism: Salmo salar (Atlantic salmon)
Lineage: Eukaryota; Metazoa; Chordata; Actinopteri; Salmoniformes; Salmonidae
Source: RefSeq, a predicted model, not a curated record